UCGCCCUGUGUCAGCCACCCGAUUGGUUCUCCGGUCCUAGUUUAAAAAACUAGACCGCGCAGAGGAGAGCAGGCGCCGGAGCUACGUUAGCGAACAAGCCGUCGAUGUUUCUCCUUUAAAUACUCCGUAAACACAUCGAGAAAAUGAUGGAGUCGUGUUAUGGGAAGCCGGAGCGAGUCGGUCCGGUGGUGGUGGACGACAUCAAGAGAGACCUGCUGGGGGAGUUCACUGCUCUGCCUGCACAGGACAACGUCCAGGCGGAGAACCUGCAGGUGUUUCUGAGGGUUCGGCCGUUCACCGCAGCCGAGAAUGACAGUGGAGAACCACAGGACUGCGUGACCAUCGAGGGACCGGACACCGUGGUUCUGAAGGCUCCCAGGAGCUGUCAAUCAAACCGGCAGAGCGACAAGUCCCUCCCACAAACGGCACAGAGGUUCACCUUCACACAGGUGUUUGAGCCAGAGGCCAGUCAGAGGAAGGUGUUCGAUGGGUCGGUGCGGGAUUUGGUCCGGGACGUCCUUGGGGGGGGGAACUGUCUGGUGUUCACGUACGGAGUCACCAACGCUGGAAAGACCUUCACCUUCCUCGGUCAGAAACUGUCUGUCUGUCUCUUUCUCUGGCUCUCUCUCUCU
Molecule: messenger RNA, 632 nt
Organism: Etheostoma cragini (Arkansas darter)
Lineage: Eukaryota; Metazoa; Chordata; Actinopteri; Perciformes; Percidae
Product: kinesin-like protein KIF20A
Exons: 5
Biological process (GO): microtubule-based movement; mitotic spindle assembly
Cellular component (GO): spindle microtubule; nucleus
Molecular function (GO): plus-end-directed microtubule motor activity; microtubule binding; ATP binding
Source: RefSeq, a predicted model, not a curated record